UGUUCCCCGUUGGGCUAGAGGCUUGGGCGCGUCGCCUUGCGGCCGUGGCGACUCUGAGGGGAAAAUGUCGGGUCGGGAGCCCCGCGAUGGCAAGAAGUUGGUCCGCUCGCUCAGCGGGCUCCGGAUGGUGCCUGAGAGCCGGGCCGCGCGGAGCCCCUUCGGCCUCGAAGAACCGCCGUGGGUGCCUGACAAGGAGUGUCCCAGAUGCAUGCAGUGCAAUACGAAAUUUGACUUCAUAACCAGAAAGCACCACUGCAGAAGAUGUGGAAAGUGCUUUUGUGACAAAUGCUGCAGCAAAAAAGUGCCUCUGCCGCGUAUGUGCUUUGUUGACCCUGUGCGCCAGUGUGCAGAAUGCGCUCUUGUUUCACAGAAAGAAACCGAGUUCUAUGACAAGCAGCUCAAAGUGCUUAUGAAUGGUGCUACGUUCUUUGUAACUCCAGGAACAUCAGAAAAAUCAGAGACAAUGGUAUGUCGACUUUCCAACAACCAGAGGUACCUAUUUCUGGAUGGAGACAGCCAUUAUGAAAUUGAAGUUGCACAGAUUUCGACUGUCCAGAUUCUUACAGAGGGAUUUACUCCUGGAGAAAAAGACAUUCACACUUACACCAGCCUCUUGGAAAGCGAACACAUUACAGAAGGCGGCAAUACUCGUGCUAUAGGUAUGCUUCUUCAGUACAAGGUGCUGGGGUCAGAGGAGCUCAGACAGCUGAAAUUUACUGCUGGUGAAGACUUCAAUUCUAACAAGAAACUGUCAGCAACCUGGCUAGCAGCCAUGCAUAAGGCAGCAAAACUUCUUUAUGAGUCUCGGGACCAAUAACAGCUUCUGAUUUGAAGGGAAAAGAUGAACUCUAAGAAUAAACUUCUCACUUCUUGCUAGUUCACAUGGUAAAAAGUACUUGGUAAUAGAGGGAACCACCCUACCCCCUUCCUGUCCUAAAUGUGGUUCAUUAUGUGAGCACUGGCCAAUAACAAUGUGAGUAUUUGACCCAUAAGUAUUCACUUAUUUAGUGUGCAAUAUGUAUACAGUUUAUUAAUGCUUUAAAUAUAGCCUUGCAUCUAUGACUUUAUAUUUUGUUAAAUCUUGUCUGCACUUAAUUAUGUACAAUGAAGUGUGACCUGCACUAUGGCUAAAUGUAUAGCACAACUUUUGUAGUACAGAUUAUGUAUACUGUAUAAUUCAUUAUAAAAAGGAAACACUCAUGUUUGAUGCUCCAGAAAAUAGCUUUUCAGGUGUGUAGCUCUCAGGUUUUUCCCCCCUCAUAUCCAAAUGAUCUAUGAAUUCUGCCUUAGGUGUCCUUUUAUAGAAGCCACUCUUUCUUGUGGUGGGGGAUUUUUAUCAUAUUAAACAUUUGUAAAGUAAGAUUUACCAAAUGCCACAAAUUGUCCUGUGAAAGUUGACCUUUUUGAAUGAAGCUUCCAGCAAGACUGAUUUUUUGAAGUUUUAUAUUCAUGCUUUUUGUGGUAAUUCUAGGUUUGGCUAAUAAAACCCGAUUAAAUACUAUUUAAAGUCGUA
Messenger RNA from Eublepharis macularius, 1513 nucleotides. RefSeq names its product zinc finger FYVE-type containing 21 (gene ZFYVE21). The transcript has 8 exons. The record is from RefSeq and is a predicted model, not a curated record. Bases 65 to 817 code for a protein of 250 amino acids. Lineage: Eukaryota; Metazoa; Chordata; Lepidosauria; Squamata; Eublepharidae. Gene Ontology annotation, molecular function: metal ion binding.